Molecule: messenger RNA, 3832 nt
Organism: Epinephelus fuscoguttatus (brown-marbled grouper)
Lineage: Eukaryota; Metazoa; Chordata; Actinopteri; Perciformes; Serranidae
Gene: elapor1
Product: endosome-lysosome associated apoptosis and autophagy regulator 1
Exons: 22
Coding region: 137-3070 (977 amino acids)
Biological process (GO): positive regulation of vacuole organization; autophagosome assembly
Cellular component (GO): trans-Golgi network; lysosome; extracellular exosome
Source: RefSeq, a predicted model, not a curated record
GCCAAUCACCUCCCAGUAUUUGCUCACCGUUCAGAGUGAGGCCCCGCCCCUAGCCGUUGGGCGGGCAGCACCUGAGGGCGCAGGUCAACCUUCUGCUCCUCCGUCCCCAUCACUUCAGCACUGACAGGAGGCGACGAUGCACCUAAGACACCUUUUACUGGGGCUGCUUUUUGCACAAGCCUCUGCGGAGCUGCCCAUGUGCAAAGAGUCAGAUUAUCACUUUGAGUACACAGAGUGUGACGUACUUGGGUCACGAUGGAGAGUGGCAGUUCCCAACAAAGCCGACAUAUGCACAGGCCUCCCCGAUCCAGUCAAAGGCACUCAGUGCACCUUCUCCUGUAGUGAGGGGGAGUUCCUUGACAUGCAGUCGCAGCAGUGCCAGAAGUGUGCUGCAGGCACCUACUCGCUGGGCACCGGCGUGGCCUUUGAUGAGUGGGACAGCCUGCCCUCUGGUUUUGUCACCCACGGGGUGACCGGCAAUGGCGGGGAUUCCCACACAGACUGCUCCAACUCAACCUGGACGCCAAAGGGUGAUCACAUAGCCUCAAACACAGACGAGUGCACUGCAACGCUGUCGUAUGCUGUGAGCCUGAAGCAACCUGGAACUGUGACCUUUGAUUAUUUCUACCCGGACAGCAACAUUUACUUUGAGUUCUUCGUUCAGAAUGACCAGUGUCAGUCUACAGACUCUGAGAGCCGCUGGAUGAAGAUCUCUGACAGCUUCUUCAGCAAACAUGGGGUUGAGCUUAAGAGCGGCAACAAUGUGUUGUACUGGAGAACCACUGGCUAUACUCUGGAGGGCAGCACUAUCAAACCCGUGCUGUUAAAAAACAUCGCCAUCUCAGGAGUGUCCUACACCUCAGAGUGUUUCCACUGUAAACCCGGCACCCACAGUGCAAAAGCAGGAUCUGCCCGCUGCACCCCCUGCCCUGCUGACACCUAUUCCAACAAGGGUGCCACCGUUUGCCAUCAGUGUGAAAAAGACAAAUACUCAGAGGCUGGCUCAGGGAGCUGCAAACCGAGACCUGCGUGUACAAACAGUGACUACUUCUACACCCACACACCCUGUGACUCUGAGGGAAAGACUCAGCUAAUGUACAAGUGGAUCGAGCCGAAGAUCUGCUCUGAGACUGUCAAACAAGCCGUGAAGCUGCCUGCAUCAGGGGAGAAGCAAACCUGUCCUCCAUGCAACCCGGGUUUCUUUGUCACCAACUCUUCCAUCUGUGAACCCUGCACACAAGGUUUCUUCUCAAACGGCACAGCCUGCAACGAGUGCCCUGUUGGAACAGAGCCAGUGGUGGGUUACGAGUACAAAUGGUGGAACAUGAUGCCGAGCAACAUGAAGAGCAUCGUCUUUCGCCGAGAGUUCGGUGAAUCUGAACACAGCACAGCAUGGGAGGUGGCUGGAGAGUACAUCUACACUGCCCCCGGGGAUCAGGACACAGACUACCUAAUGCUCACGCUCGAUGUCCCUGGAUACAGGCUGCCUCAGUCCGUGGCCAAAGACAGCGAGACGAGUGAACUUUCUCGGAUCACCUUCGUCUUUAAGACCACAUGUACCGCUGACUGCAAAUUUUACUUCCUGGCGGGUUACAAUCAGUGGAAUAACGAAUUGGUGGAGCACUGGAAAGGCAGCAACAUGCAACAGUCAUACUCCUAUGUCAUCCAGAGCAACAGCACCACCAGCUUCACCUGGACGUUUAGAAGAACAGAGGAACGUAACGUGGAGCGGAAAUACAGCUCUGAUUCUGCAAAGAUCUUCUCCAUCCACAUCACCAAUGUGAUCGGAGGUGUGGCCACUGAGUGUAGCCGCUGUGCCCUUAACUCCGCUAUGGCCGACUCCGCCUGUGUUCCCUGCCCACCGGGACACUACAUGGUCAGCGAGACUGGAGCGUGUGAGAGCUGCCCGCCAAACACCUUCAUCAGGGCCAGUCAGCCUGUCGGAGAGGCUUCUUGUGUUCAGUGUGGACCAAACACACAGAGAAACAAGGCCUACACAGCUUGUCUCAGUGACUGUACGUUGGAUGUGCAGACAGGAGAAGGCGCGCUGCUGCACUAUGACUUCUCUCCUCUGUCCAACGUCAGCGGCUUCCACAGCAGCCCCCGCUUCACCAACAAAGGCCUGAGAUAUUUCCAUCGCUUUAAUUUUGGCCUGUGUGGGAGAGAGGGCAGAGUACCGGCUACCUGCAUGGACAAUGUGACAGCGAGUGGGAAAGGGGUCAAAGGUUACGUCUGUAGGGCCACUGUGGUUCCUUCUGAAAUCAGGAGUCAGAGCGUGGUGUCCACCCAGCCUUUCAUCAUCGGUGACUCACUUGCCGGUGUGACGACAGACACGACCCUGAACGGCAUCUCAUCUCCAGAGUGGCUGUUUCCCGCUGCGUCCGGCCUGCCAGAUGUCAUCUUCUAUUACAAGUCCAGUGAGACGACUCAGGCCUGUAAACAAGGCAGGUCGACCACCGUCAGGCUGAGAUGUAACCCCACAGUGACUGCUAAAGACCACAUCACGCUGCCAAGUAACUGUUCAGAGGGGACGUGUGAUGGUUGUACUUUCCACUUUCUGUGGCAGAGCCAGCAUGCGUGUCCACUCUGCACCAAAGACCACUACAGAGAGAUUGUCAGCGCUUGUGUCCAAGGAAUACAGAGAACCACCUAUGUGUGGCAGCAGCCGUUGCAGUGUUUUGGAGGAGAGUCACUACCGCCACAAAAAGUCAAUGCCUGUGUGACUCUGGAUUUCUGGCUCAAGUUUGGUGUUUCCACAGGAACGAUCGCUGCUGUGCUGCUCAUCAGUAUCAGCUGCUAUUUCUGGAAGAAGACACGCAAGUUGCAGUAUAAGUACUCCAAGCUGAUGAUGAGCUCUGGGGGUAAAGAGUGCGAGCUGCCCACUGCAGACAGCUGUGCAAUAAUGGAGGGAGAGGACGCAGAGGACGACCUCAUGGACCUCACCAAGAAGUCCUUCUUCACCAAAAUUAAGUCCUUCUCACGAGAGAGGACAUCAGAUGGAUUUGACUCGGUUCCACUCAAAUCAUCUUCGUCACACCAUCAAAUACUGGAGGAAGACUCUGAUGAUUAAUUCAGAGGACGAACAGAUUCUUCUAUCAAACUUUAAGACAAACCGAUCCAACAGACGGAGUCACAGAAAACAGACUUUUUAAAUUAAUGAAUAGAGUGACAGUUUUAUUGAGUAUUAUUUGUCAUAUGUUAGGCUGCCAAACCUAAUACUGCAAUAGAAAGUCUCCAUAUUGGGGAUAUUCUGUAUUUUCAAAGCCAAAUUGUGUUUUUCAAACUUAGAUGAGAACCAAACUGUGGAUGAAGUUACAAUUUUUGUACAUGUGUCAGACUGUGUACAUUUUACAUAAUUGUGAGUGUGUAUUUCAUUCUUUUUUUUUUUUUUUGAGCUAUCCUGUUUUUUAUUAGACCAGCCACCCAGUUCAGGCUUAAAAGUUACUGGCAACAUGUGAAUUAUAUUUGCUACAGCUUUUGAUAACCUUUUAUGCUGCACCUAAGAUUAUGAUAUAAUCUUGCUUUGUAUUUUCUACAAUAAAAAAACAACACAAAUGUCCAUCUCGAGAAAUUAAGAAUAACCUCAAAUGCUGCCUUAAGACCAUAUUCCAAAGCAUAAAAAUUUCUUAAUAAAUCACUUUGUGUUACAUACAUUAUAUGAUACUUUUAUGUUACUGCUUCAUAUGUUCAUGUGUAUUGUCAUGUGCCUUGGAUUGAAACAAAAUAUAGCUUUAUAUAAAGAGUAUUUCUUCUGUGGUUGUUGGUUUAGUUAAGAAUAAAAAAAUGUGAAUUUUAAUGCCAUGCAAAUGUAAUAGAUGUUUUAAAUAUUUAA